Messenger RNA from Syzygium oleosum, 4749 nucleotides. RefSeq names its product putative disease resistance RPP13-like protein 1. Bases 470 to 4600 code for a protein of 1376 amino acids. NCBI's taxonomy places the organism in Eukaryota, Viridiplantae, Streptophyta, Magnoliopsida, Myrtales, Myrtaceae. The transcript has 3 exons. The record is from RefSeq and is a predicted model, not a curated record. Gene Ontology annotation, molecular function: ADP binding. Gene Ontology annotation, biological process: defense response to other organism.
UCGAAUUUAUUCCCCAAAGAAAAAAAGAAAAGAAGAGAUAAAAUGGGAACCUCUGAGAAAAAAUGCACACCUUAAAGCCACACCGCCUCACUUUUUCCUCAACCACCAUCAUCAGCUUCAAACUCACACCCACAGACUCCGCUUUCAUUCAAUUCACUUCUCGCAUGCAUGUUGAUUGUCGCCAAUCACCACCGUCUCUGAUCUGCCCAAUCCCCUACAAACCUGCUAUAGUCGUAGCUCCAUCAGUAUUGUCGUUCGUCGUUGCAAGCGGUGGCCACGCAUUGCCGGAGCAGAAUUCACAUACACAAACUGUGAUCCGCCGAAACUAGUGAACGCCCCCCCUCUCAACGGUGUUCUCUUCCUGCUCGUUUGAACCUGGUGCUCAUGCUUGCUGGAUUACUGUCGUUGAUCUAAUCCCGUUCACCGGUCUACUCCAGGAAGUCUACUUGGAAUAGUGACCGAUUCACCCAUGGCCACCGGAGAGAUCGUUUUGGGUUCCUUCUUGGCUUCCUUCUUUCAGGUCCUGUUCGACAAGUUGACUUCUCUCACAUUGGGCUAUGCACAACGGGAAGGAAUCAGCACCGCCCUGCUCGAGGAGUGGAAGGAGAUGUUGGUCACAAUCAAUGCAGUGUUGACUGAUGCAGAGGACAGGCAACUCAGCGGUAACCCUCUAGUGAAGCUAUGGCUAGACGAUGUUAGGGACUUGGCCUAUGACAUGGAAGACUUGCUUGAUGAGUUCGCGAUCAAAGCCUCUCAGGUUGAGUCGGAGGCAGGAUCCAGCACAAGCAGAGGUUUGGAGAAAUGGAAGUUCUCUUUCUUUGGCCGAGAUAAAUCCUCCAGAUCGAAUCCAAACCUACGCUCGCUUGUGUCUGAAACCAAGGUACAAGAGAUCAAUGGUAGGUUGAAAGCGAUUGUCACCAGGAAGGCUUGUCUAUGCUUGAGAGAGAAUGUUGUGGACAGAUCUAACUACAUCAACAAAAGGGAUCCCACCACUUCUUUGCCGGAGCCUCAGUUUUUUGGCAGGGAGAAGGAAGAAGCACAACUACUCGAAUUAUUGAUCAAUGAGGUCGAAAAUUUCAAUGCCACGUUGACCAUUGUCCCUAUAGUUGGGAUGGGUGGUGUUGGAAAGACGGCCUUGGCUCAAUGGCUAUAUAAUGAUGCCAGAAUAUACAACUAUUUCGAGAUGAAAGCUUGGGUUUGCGUGUCAGAUGUUUUUGAUGUUCUUGACAUAACAAAGACUAUUUUGCGAUCAAUCACCGGGUUGUCUUGCGAGGGUGAAGAUCUUAACAGCCUUCAAGUUAAGUUGAAGGACAAUCUAUCCGGAAAAAAGUUUCUUGUGGUUUUAGACGAUAUAUGGAAUGAGAAGUACGAAAAAUGGACUGCCCUCUUAAAGCCAUUUGAAACAGGGGCCAAGGGAAGCAAGAUGAUUGUCACCACUCGCAACCUUGCCGUUGUUUCCAUAACAGGAGCAUCUCCGUAUCCUUUGAAGGAAUUGUCCCUUGAUAAUUGUACAAGCUUAUUAGCCUUUCAUGCUCUUGGAGCAACAAAUUUUGAGGGCCACCCGGAUUUUGAAACAAUAGGCAAGAAAAUAGCCGAAAGAUGUAAAGGUUUACCUUUGGCAGCGAAGAUGUUGGGCGGAGUCCUACGUAAUAAAAGGAAUCCCGAUGAAUGGGAAGACACCUUAAAUAACAAAAUAUGGAAUCUUCCAACAGUAGAGAAUGAUGAGGUUCUCCCUGUUUUGAAAUUGAGCUAUAUCCAUCUUCCUUCCUAUUUGAAGAGAUGUUUUGCUUAUUGUGCUGCAUUUCCCAAGGAUUACGAAAUUGAGAGGGAUGAGCUGGUACUCUUAUGGAUAGCGGAGGGCUUUUUAGAUGGACAAAAAGCAAAGGAGAAUAACUUGAGAUUAGGACGGGAUUACUUCAAUGAGUUAAAAUCUAGAUCAUUUCUUCAACAAUCGAGUGUUGAUGCAUCUAAGUUUUCAAUGCAUGAUCUUUUGAAUGAUCUAGCAAGGUCAAUUGCGGGUGGGACUUGCUUUAGCUCAAUGGAGUCUCAGCUGACAACUAAUGAACAUGAUGUAUCAUCUAUUGAAAAAACUCGUUGUGCAUCAUUCAUCUCGUCAAGGUAUGUCACAUCAAAAUGCAUGAGAGCAUAUCACCGAAUGAAGGUACUAAGAAGUUUAAUCUUAGUGCGUGUUGGAUCUAAAGGGGCCUCUUUAUCUAUUUCCAACAAGGUGCUACAUGACUUGUUAACGGAAUUGAAGUACUUGAGGGUGCUCUCAGUAUGUCAUUGUGACAUCAUAGAGGUGCCGAAUUGUGUUGGUGAUUUAAAACAUUUGCGAUAUCUCAAUUUCUCUUAUACUAAUAUUAAAAGGCUACCUGAGUCAAUUGUCGGCUUGUGCAAAUUACAAGCUUUGAUCUUACGAGGUUGUCAAAACCUUUCAAAAUUGCCUCAAGAAAUCACAAAGUUGGUCAGCUUACAAUUUCUUGAUAUUAGAGAUACUGGGAGUCUAAAAGAGAUGCCAUUGGAUAUCAGUAAUUGGAAGAAUCUUACUAUCUUGUCCAAGUUUAUGGUCGGACCAAAGAAAGGGUCACGGUUGGAGGAGUUAAAGAACUUGUCACAUCUUCAAGGAGAAUUAUUUAUAUCAGAAUUGCAAAAGGUGGAAGAAGUUAGAGAUGCAGUUGAUGCUAAUUUGCUUCGAAAGCGAGGCCUUACCAACUUAUCCUUGCAUUGGGAUGAACAUUCAGGAAAUCUCCUGAAUCAUGAGCGCGAUGCUCAGGUGCUUAACUCUCUGCGACCUCACACUAAUCUUGAAAAUCUCACUAUUUUGAACUAUGGUAGUGCAAUAUUUCCAUCAUGGUUAGAUGGUUCAUCCUAUUCAAAGAUAGUGUCUUUGUGCUUACGAGGUUGUCCUAAUGUUACAUCGCUACCCCUACUUGGACAACUACCUGCUCUUAAGGAAUUGUCUCUUGAAGGUCUACAUGCAGUGAAAAUGAUAGGCUCCGAAUUUUACGGAGGUAGAAGGCCUUUCUCAUCCUUAACAACUUUGAAGUUGAAAGAGAUGUUGGCAUGGAAGGAUUGGUUUCCUUACGCCGGGGGCCCAAAAGAAGAAGUCCCAUUCCGCUGUCUUCAGCAUCUUGUUGUCCAGAGUUGUCCUUCAUUGGUCGGGACAUUGCCUUGUCAACUUGAUAGUCUCAUAAAGCUUGAAAUUCAUUCAUGCCCCCAUUUGAAUAACUCGACUAGUGAGGUUUGUCUUCCAUCUCUCCGUGAGCUAUACUUGGAGGAUUGUAAUAAGGAGAUCUUAAAGAGCUUGGUCAACCUAACUUCUUUGACCAUUCUCAGAAUUGAAAAUCUUGCCGAGCUUGUUUGCCUUGAUCAUGGGUUCAUGAGCUGCUUGGUCAAGCUAAAAGAGCUUCAUAUAAGAGGGUGUGACAAGCUAAAGUACUUGUGGCAAGAUGGAAAUGAAAUGCUUAAUCUUACUUGCCUCCAGGAAUUAGCCAUUACAAGUUGUCGUCGAUUCAUAUCUUUUGUGGCCGGAGAAGGACUAAUAAAGCUACCCUGCAAUCUUGAGAGAAUGGAAUUGAGGGAUUGCACAAGUUUAGAAAAGCUUCCAAGCAAGAUGGAUACACUCAGAUAUUUGAAAAUUUAUGAGUGUCCAAAACUCGUGGGACAAACCAUUCCUCCAAAUGAUCCCAACAGUAAUAACACGAUGUCUCAACUUGAAUAUCUUGAAAUAGGUAAAUGUGAUGCUCUGACAUCCUUUUCGUUUGUCAAGGGUAGACUUGCUGCUUUGAAGGAACUUACAAUUAUGGAGUGUAAGGGAGUAGAGUCGUUGAAAGAGAUCACCGUGGGACAAUCGCUGGAAAUUUUUACGAUUUACGGGUGUGAGAAUCUGGAAAGCCUACCACAAUACUUUCACACGUUCUCCCAUCUCACUCGUUUGGACAUAAGUAACUGUCUAGCAUUGGAGAUAGAGGACUUCCCUCCCCUUCCCAUCACCUUGUCAUGUUUCUGGCUCAGUAAUUGUCCGAAGAUAAAGUCCCUACCAAAUGAGUGGCAUUGUCUUACAUCCCUCAGGUCGCUAUGUAUUAUCAAUUGCCAAAAUAUCAAAUCCUUCCCCAAAGGGGAUUUGCCUCCCAAUUUGCGGCGGUUUGAAAUUUGGGGGUGCGAGAACCUGAAGCAGCCAGUGAGAGAAUGGGGCUUACACAUGCUCACUUCCCUUGAGACAUUUGGAAUUGACGGAGCGAGCAUGGGAGGGGAGGGAGAGAAGGUGAGGUUUCCUUCGGAGGAGAACGAGGAGGAGGAGGAUGCGUGGAGUCUUCUCUUCCCUUCCUCUCUAACCGAACUUGGCAUUUACGGGAUGAAGAACUUGGAAAGACUGUCGAGCGGUCUUCGCAACGGUCUCUCCUCUCUCCAACUGUUAUGGAUUUACGAUUGCCCGAAGUUGAGGUACUUGCCAGAGGAUGGCCUCCCUCCCUCCCUCCAAUAUUUGUGGAUAAGAGGAUGCGAGAUGCUGAAAGAUCGAUGCUCAAACCUCGGUGGCGACUAUUGGCCCCUCAUCCAAGACAUCCCUCGCAUCUUCAUUGAUGGCCAUCGGAUCCGGUGAAUUGAUUCGGCCAUGUACGGUGGGGUUUUCUAGGGUUCGGAUUUUUGGAUGAGAAAUAUGAGGAAUGUGGAAAGACUAUCAAAAGUAAAGGAUGGAAGAAGCGUGGAGUAUUCUAUUUCCUUCAUCUUUACCUCUCUUUGGAUGGGAAA